Suillus paluster is the source of this 1926-nucleotide messenger RNA. RefSeq lists its product as uncharacterized. The record is from RefSeq and is a predicted model, not a curated record. The annotation marks the transcript as partial. Lineage: Eukaryota; Fungi; Basidiomycota; Agaricomycetes; Boletales; Suillaceae. The transcript has a single exon.
CCUGAGCAACUGAGUGAAUACUUUCCAGCCUUCCCUCAUCCUUCCGAUGGAAGGAAGGCAACCGUCCUUUGCGCGUAAGUGUAUGUCUGUUCAGAACCGAAUAUUCAUAUCCAGACCGCCUCGUCAAGACCCUGAUUCCACUGGAAACAAGUCCUAGUUAUCAGUCAAUUUUCUAAUGUUGACUCUCAUCGCUCGACAGUCAGCGAGUAUCCAGGGCGAGCAGUCCUGCUUUGCUCAUUAUUGAUCUUGUGCUCUACAACAUCACUAGAAAUGCCACAUCCUUCUUCUCUCUCAUUUGGCAAGCUCAAGACUGGUAAAAACCAGCAACGACAUCGCAAAACCCGCGGUGCAACCACUGAACCCUCGCCUAUCAAACUUGGCUACAUUUUCAAGUCUAUCAGGCACCGUCGUCUGAAGGGAAAGGUCGCGAUGGAGCAGCAGACUACUUCACCCCAAUCACCUCAUCUUGAAGCUGUUAUGAGCUUGUUACCUGCAUCUGAGCAGCAACCCUACGAAUGGAACACCGACUCUUUGAGUCUCCUUCCAGGAGUCAAUAACACGCGCAUUGUCUCAGAAUCUGCUAGCCUGCCUUCCACCGCCGAACAGAGCAUAGCUUCAUCCGAAGAGUCAUCACAUCACAUCUUUCAUAUGCGCCCUUCAAAGACUACUUCAGCUCUUCUCCCGAAGACCCCUGUAGACCCGUUCGCAGACGCCUCUGACACAUUUCCUGCUUUAGAAUCAUCUCCGUCUAUGUUUGACCUGCGUUCUCAUUCGGCGGGCGAUUACAUCAUGCGUCAGCUUGGCAAAACCUUGGAAAAGCUCUCGCUAGGCGAGGAUCAGUACGCUAGGCUUGAGGAGGACGUCCUCUCAAUCAGAUCCCUGAAUAGGCGAUGCACUGUGCCAGAAACGGUCCCGAUUGUGAUGUCUGGUUCCCAGGGCUCCCCAACCUCUUCUGACAUGAUCGUCUCUCCUGCUCCCCAUUGUCCCCCAAAGUUCAAAGACUCUUUUGCAUCUGGAUACCUUGUAAAUUUGAAACAACAGCUACAGGAGAAGGGAUGGACGUGUAAAUUUGCGCGUUCCACAUCAGCCAAAGAGCACGUCGCCGCCGCACCCACCAUACUCAUCACGUCCGUUGGCGCGAAGCAUCCCAGGCCACUACGUUCCCCGAUCGGCCUUUUCGGACCAGCAAGCCACAGUAUCGACGAUCCUGCGCUUCAACCGCUGCCGCCAGCCAGUUUCCCGUAUCUUGAUGACCCAUUUAUCGCGGACCCAUUCGCAUACAGUCAUCCUUCUAAAUUUUGCCUACCCACGCUGCCUUCAACUUGUUCAAUUUCUGAGGAUACAGGAGAAGUCGCUCACUCUGCUUGGUUUCUGGCCGAGACGCCCACUCAUGCACGUCUUGAACUCUUCCCUGCUAGUGGACAGGACUUCGCGACAGCCCUGACUACCACCAUCACGAAUCCAUUUGAUCUUCCACCUUUCUCUAUACCUUUCCUGAAAUAAGGCCUUCACAGCGCGUCGUUUGGUGAUCACGACGCUUGAAGUGAUUCCGCGAGUUGCGACACGAGGAGUUGUCUGAUUUGUCAUUGUCAUAGUCGUAAUCCACUGCCAUAAUAAUCCAGUAGGUUGUGUCUCUAUUCAUUCCUGGGGUCCCUACGCAUUCUAUACUAGGCUACUUCUUCCCUCUAGAUGGUACGAAAUUGGCUAGUAGUCGUAAGUAUCACAGUAAAUACUGGAGUGUUUUUGGAAGUGUUUAUACGAUGUUUGGCAAGGCCUUCCGUUUUCAACACGAACAAACAACUGCGAAAGGCAAUUAAGCUUGGGGACUAGGGUUGAAGUUGCCAGCCGUUCAACGUUGAACCUCUAGCAUGUCCAGACGCGUUGUAGUUUUCUCGGAACCUCGCAUGGUUGUGAAAAUUCUGGGCU